UGGUAAAUGAUCAAAGUGAAAUUUAUUUUCAAACUGAACAGUUCAUCUAAAAAAGUGCAAAAAUGAAGUUCUUCGUUGCUUUUACCGCUGUCUGUGCCAUAAUCGUCUGUACCACGGCUAUUCCUCAUGGACACCAGCUAGGACACCAAAAACAUGGACACCAAAUAGGACACCAACAAGGACACCCGCAAGGACAAUACACACCGAAUGUUCAUCAACAACCAAUUCAGCAUCAAAAACAACUCAGUUCAUCACAAUCAAAUGCUCAAUCGGAAACCCAAACAAACACAAAUAGUGGAUAUGGUGGAUAUGGUGGAUAUGGUGGACAUGGUGGAUUAUCGUCAAUUUCAAAUUCUCAAACAUCAUCUAUUUCACAAAGCAGCAAUAGUAAUUACGGUGGUCUAGACGGUAGUUUCGGUUCAUCUAACUCGGGUGCAUUAGCAACCAGCAAUAACAACUUUGGUCCAGGCGGUUUCGGUUCAUCUGGUGCAAACGCGCAAUCAAACGCAAAUGCUCAAUCAUUCAACGAAUUUAUGUCCGGAUAGAUCAUUCUCACUUUGAGAUUCUAUGACAUAUGCUAAUAAUGUAGCCAGUUGUAAAGAAAUUCUAACCUUUGAAAUAACAAUAAAAGAAAAAUUGAGUAGACAAAAAUAGUCAAAAUA
Messenger RNA from Contarinia nasturtii (swede midge), 662 nucleotides. RefSeq names its product RNA-binding protein FUS-like. The record is from RefSeq and is a predicted model, not a curated record. The transcript is spliced from 4 exons. Lineage: Eukaryota; Metazoa; Arthropoda; Insecta; Diptera; Cecidomyiidae. Bases 63 to 545 code for a protein of 160 amino acids.